CCUUCCCCCUCGCCCGCUCCCGCUUCCCGCGGCGCCCGGCCUCCCGCUCCGCCUCCCCUUGCGCGGCUCUCCCGGGCGCGGCUCCGGGGUUCAUGGUGACGAGGCGGCGGCCGCUCCAGCCCAGCGGCGGCGGCGGCGGCGGCGGCGGCGGCGGCGGGAGCGGGGGCGCGGGCCCGGGCCGCCUCUCCCAGAGAGCGGGGCCGGGCGGCGGGCGCGCCCAGGCGGCGGCGGCGGCGAGCGCCCCCCCCGGCCCGCGGCCCCGCGCGCCCCCCGCGCCGCGCGCCCGUGCGCCUGGCUGCCGGGGGGCCGGGCCGGCGGGCUGCCGCCGUGCCGCGCACCCAUGGACGGCCCGGCCAUCAUCACCCAGGUGACCAACCCCAAGGAGGACGAGGGCCGGGCCCCCGGCGCCGGCGAGAAAGCAUCCCAGUGCAACGUCAGCCUGAAGAAGCAGAGGAGCCGCAGCAUCCUCAGCUCCUUCUUCUGCUGUUUCCGUGAUUACAAUGUGGACGCUCCGCCGGGCAGCAGCCCCGGUGUUCUUCCGCCGCUGGUGGAGGAGAACGGCGGGCUUCAGAAGGGUGACCAGAGGCAGAUCAUUCCCAUACCAAGUCCACCAGCUAAAUAUCUCCUUCCAGAGGUGACGGUGCUUGACUAUGGAAAGAAAUGUGUGGUCAUUGAUUUAGAUGAAACAUUGGUGCACAGUUCAUUUAAGCCUAUUAGUAAUGCUGAUUUUAUUGUUCCCGUUGAAAUCGAUGGAACUAUACAUCAGGUGUAUGUGCUGAAGCGGCCACAUGUGGACGAGUUCCUCCAGAGGAUGGGGCAGCUGUUUGAGUGUGUGCUCUUUACUGCCAGCUUGGCCAAGUACGCAGACCCUGUGGCUGACCUGCUGGACCGCUGGGGUGUGUUCCGAGCCCGGCUCUUCCGAGAAUCAUGUGUUUUCCAUCGAGGGAACUAUGUGAAAGACCUGAGUCGCCUUGGGCGGGAGCUGAGCAAAGUGAUCAUCGUGGACAAUUCUCCUGCCUCGUACAUCUUCCAUCCUGAGAAUGCAGUGCCUGUGCAGUCCUGGUUCGAUGACAUGACAGACACGGAGCUACUGGACCUCAUCCCCUUCUUUGAGGGCCUGAGCCAGGAAGACGACGUGUACAGCAUGCUGCACAGACUCUGCAGUAGGUAGCCCCGGCCUCCGCCCGCCUCCCGCCUGUGCACCCUGGAACCUCAGCCUCGGGACCUGCCUGGCCUCAGCUCCCCAGGAGCUAAGAGUGAGGACACGCCAUACUCCAGGCCACGGGGCGAAUGUGGCCAUACCUACCUGGUUUAUUUUUUAAGAACAGAAACAACUAUUUUAAAAUGAACUCUUUUAACGAAUUUCGUAAAGGGACAUGCAUUUUACUGGAUUUGCUUUUCUUAAAACAUACCAAAAAGGAAAAAAAUGGGAAAAAAAAAAAAGCUUGAUAUCUAUCAGACUUCCUUUCAACUGUCCUCCCCUCCAGCAGACAGCCUGUCCCCUUCUACCCCAGCUCAGAGUAGCUGACCCAACUCAGAAUCUCUUUCCUACAGGAUGAAGUGCCUUUUUGAAUGUUAUUUUAAGCUGAGAGUUAAUUUUUCUAUACAACGUAUUUCCAGACAUCUUUUAGUCUUUUAUUGUCUUAGCUUCUCUAAGAAGAUAAAUAUGACAAUUUUCUAAAACCUGGAAGGUGGGAGGGAGGUGGGUGGUAAGGGAUGGGGGUGAGUCAUAGGAGCCUGUCUCCCAGCGGGUGUGCUGCUCCGACCGCCUGUGGCAUGCCGCAGGGUCAGGCCCUUGCGAGGAGAUUUUGUGAUGGUGUCAGUGUGUGCAUUCAUUUCUGACCCAGUUUGGAAUGUAUCCGCAAUCGUGUGGCUCAACGCUUUAGGAAACGGUAGAUCCUUUUAUAUUACUCUUAUUGUUUCUGACGGUGACAAAUUUGUCUUGAGGUCACAGUUUCCCCUGGAAAAGUGGCAUCAUGUCACUUCCGCUUUCACACUACUGCCAUAUUUCUGUAUGUUUUUGGUUUGGUUGUUGUUGGUAGAACAGUUCUAAGAAACUCUAAAACCCUUGGAUAGUUUUAUAAAAAUCUGAUGAUUGAUUUUUAAAUCUGUCCUUUCCAAAAGCUGGAUACCCGUGGAGCUGUUUGGGAAUUUUCUUUGCUGCUACCGUGCUGCCACCAAAUGGAAUUGACCAGCGGCUGUUACACUGUUCUUUGCCACUGUGCCUACGCUCAGAAUCUGCUCACUGCUAAGCUGCAGACUUGGACAGGGUCAGAAACAUAGGUGUCCCACCCCGUUGCAGACUGUGGACUGCGUUCCUUCCCUGGCACCAGCCUUGGGAGUUCAGAAGGGAGCAAAGACAAAAGGGCCAGCGCACCUGACCGGUGUGGCGUUCAUUUCAAACAGCAGUCAAGCUCAGAGUUUCUGAUAAGCCGACUGUUGUCUCUUGAGAACCUGUGGCCUCAACCCACCACCACGCUGAUGUGGCCCGAGUCCAUCUCUUGGUCUUCUCUUUUGAAGCACAGCCUAUUUCUGAGCCGAGGGUUGGGGAAACGCAUCUAGAUGUGGGACCCAUCGCCCAGAGCCAAGGAGAGGAAGGGCCCCCUCCCUGAGCCGGGGCUCCCUUUGCAGCCUUUCCCAGUGAGAUCUUUUAAGCAGUGCCAUGUUCCUCGUUUGACAAUAAGACAGUCUAUAAAGUAUUGCUCUUAAAGAUAAUUUAAAAGAACCCUUUCAUGUUGGCACCAUUGCCUUAGUCCUCUAUGGGUCGGGCCGGAGUUCUGGUGGGAGUGACUGGCACUAAGAAGACUGGAAAACGGUGGGGGGCGGGGAGCUGUCAAAGUAAAAUUUCUUUUCUGCUUUCAUUCAUAAAAUAGUGAAGCCAGCUGCCAAUCACGUCCUCCCAACAGCACUUUGGUCUGCAGACUGCCGUGCUUUCAGAAGAGAAGUAAGUAUUCAGGGGUAACCAGGUCUCCCCAUGCUCUGAGUGUUCCAAACCCAGUAAUCCACAUGCCAGUUAAAAUAGAAAGAGCCCCUUGCAAGGCAUGACUACAGAAAAUAACAGUUACGUGGCGGGUCUGCACAUGCCAUACACCUUGAUUUGGAAAACUAGUCAUUAAAAGAACCCACUGCCUUAAAUGUCUUGAAUGUUGCAGUCAAGGGUCUGACAUGUGCUGACAUCCACACAGAAAUCAGUCCUGAUGAGAGCCUUAGAACCUCACCUGUGCCCCCUUCUUUGUUGGCAUCCCAAGGUCUUAUUUGGAAUAGGGGGCAGAGAGGACUGAAAUCCUAGAAUAUUCCAGGGGAAUCAAACCUAGGAGUCGUGCCCCACUUCCGAUGGAGUGAAGACACUUGGCAGGCUUGAGCCAGACACUUCACCUGGUCAUUCCUGAAACCGUGAGCACCAUUGCACUGAGCCAGUGCAGAGCUGCCGGGGGUGGAACCCAGUUCCUGCCACCACAGACGCAGAACGUCUCAGGAGGGCAGCGGGCCCUCGGAGCGUUCUGGAUUCUGUGCACCUUAUUUGACCCCACUCCAAAAUUCCGUUCUUAUUUUAACCCUUGAUUCUGCUUUAUGUACAUAAUCAAAAUAUCUAUAUCGAUAUAUAUAUUUUUAAUCAUCUACAUGUAAAUGAAGCAAUAGAAUUCUAACAUAAGGCCAAGAAAUGAGAUGAAUGUUCGGGGUUUAUGUUUUUUAAGGUAAAUACGGGUAUUGUUUUUAAUUAUUACCUUUUAUUAAAUUGUGGGCUUUAAAACCUAAUGAAACCUAUCAGCUAUUUCUCUGUGCCAUAUACUUCCCAUUGUUACCAAAACACCCCCCAACUCUUUAGCCAAAUGAGAAAUCUGACCUCUUGAGUUUCCAUGGUCCUUUCGGUACCAGGUUAAAAUAUAGUCUCCUGGAAAAAUAUUUUUUACAUUAAGAUCUGGAACAGGAUUCUGUGGCUCGUGGACUAUGAUGUUAUCACAUCUCUGGCCGGGCCUUGAGUGGAGGUGCCCAGGCACACCUGAGGUUGUUACUACUCUGUCUUCCAUUGCUCUGGAAUCCUACGUGUUGGUCCGUGGUUUCACCCAUUAGCUGUUUGUAAACAAUGCAUCUGUAUCCUAAAAAGAAGCACCACGUGUCAUAGCUGAUGGUUGACGGGGAAACUCCUUUGAUGUGGUGCAAUUUUGAUGAGAUGAUUUUGGAGACAUGAGGAUGCCCUAAUGACACUGAUUUGUCAUGGUUGCAGCAUUUGAACUUGUAUAAAAAGGAAAUCUGUAUAAGUCUAUAACCUGGCAACAUUUUUAUGACCCUGUGUAUUAAAGAUGGCUUUCUCAUAAAAUCCAGAACCGCACAGCCCUAUGGUCAAACACUCGUGACGUUUGUGCCUCUGCUUUUAAAGGUGCUGUGAUGGACAGUUGGCAUGCCAGGGUUCGAGAAGAGUGGAUGGUUUGAAGUGCUUGCAUAUACCUGUGCAAAAUCAACUGGCUGCCUCUGUUCCUAUUUUACUGUAAAUUUGAUGGUAUCUGUUCCUGUUCCAUUCUCUAGGGAGCUUCUCUAUAGACAAACACACACACGCACACCCCCAAGUGGUGGAGAUGCUGGUGGUGUCUGGGUAGUCAUGGAUUUCUGUUGGACAUUUGAAUGUGUAAACAAUCCAGCAUCACUGGGGAAAUACUACAUGUAGAAUGUGCACGUUUCCAGGGCCGAGCAUUGUCAGUCAAGAGAUUUGCAAUGAUUUCCUUCCUGCCAAAAAUAAAUACAUGAAACUGC
This is a messenger RNA of Orcinus orca (killer whale), 4749 nucleotides long. It is a transcript of the gene CTDSPL, whose product is annotated as CTD small phosphatase like. The record is from RefSeq and is a predicted model, not a curated record. Gene Ontology annotation, molecular function: RNA polymerase II CTD heptapeptide repeat phosphatase activity. The coding region runs from base 341 to 1171 and encodes 276 amino acids. The transcript has 8 exons. Lineage: Eukaryota; Metazoa; Chordata; Mammalia; Artiodactyla; Delphinidae.